This is a messenger RNA of Rhinolophus ferrumequinum (greater horseshoe bat), 1322 nucleotides long. RefSeq names its product RIB43A domain with coiled-coils 2 (gene RIBC2). Bases 186 to 1319 code for a protein of 377 amino acids. The transcript has 7 exons. The record is from RefSeq and is a predicted model, not a curated record. NCBI's taxonomy places the organism in Eukaryota, Metazoa, Chordata, Mammalia, Chiroptera, Rhinolophidae.
CUUCGCAAGCUCGGUGCGGUUGGAGACGACCGGAGUGAAAGGCUGGGCAGCAGGCUCCUAUCCCACCGGCCCACCCUACUAGGGAGCCAGCCUCGCUUGGGCUACAGCUUGUCUUAUUUUUGUUGUCUUUCCUUUUUAUCUCGCAUGUUUUAAAUCGUCCUGGAAUUUCUUGGCGAUUCCCAGUCAUGGAGGUAGUGCAGCCCAAGGACCUGGGGCAGUACUCCGGCCUGGCCAAGAGGAGAGUUGGGGAGCUGUGCAGGCAGAAACGGAUAUUCAACGCCAGGAACAGGAUCAUCGGGGGAGAUACAGAAGCCUGGGAUGUUCAGGUUUGUGACCAGAAGAUAAAAGAAACAACUGAAAAAGCCAGAAAUGAAACCUUUGCUGCUGAAAUGAGGCAAAAUGACAAAAUCACAUGCAUAUUAGAAGGUCGGGAAAGAAGAGACAGGAAAAAUCUCUGCAAAGCUAUUAAUGACUUUCAACAGAGCUGUCAGAAGCCAGAAACUCGCCGAGAAUUUGACCUUUCUGACCCGCUAUCCCUUAAGAAAGACCUUCUAGCCUGGCAGUCAGAUAAAGACGUUCAGAAUACCGUGUCGGGAAUGCAGAGAUUCAUGGGAGAGGAUUUAAACUUCCAUGAGAGGAAGAAAUUCCAGGAAGAACAAAACAGAGAAUGGUUUUUGCAACAGCAAAGGGAAUGGAAGGAUGCCAGAGCCGACCAAAAACGUGCAGAGGACUUUUACAUGAAAACAAGGAUGCAAUUUGAUGAAACAGCCAAACAUUUACAGAAUCUGGAACGCGCCACCAGAAAGGCCGUCUGUGCAACUGUGAAAGAAUUCAACAAGAGCCAGGUCACGGAGUCAGCGGAAAGGAGAAGUCUAGAGAAAAAACAAGAACAAGAGGACAACCUGGCCGAGAUCUCCAACCUGCUGCGUGGCGACCUGCUCUCCGAGAACCCGCAGCAGGCAGCCAGCUCCUUCGGGCCCCACCGCGUGGUCCCCGACCGUUGGAAAGGCAUGGCCCGGGCACAGCUGGAGCAGAUCCGCCUGGUUCAGAAGCAGCAAGUCCAGGAGAAGCUGAGACUCCAGGAAGAAGAGUGCCAGCGAGACAUGGACUGGGACCGGCGGAGGAUUCAGGGCGCCCGUGCCACUCUGCUGUGUGAGCGGCAGCAGCAGCGCCAGCAGCGGGACCUGCGCAGAGCCCUGGACUGCAGCAACCUCAACCUGGCCAAGGAACAGCUUUUGCAGAAAAAACAUAUGAAGGAAGCCUGUACAAACCAUGUCACUGAAGAUUAUUUCGCACAAUUUAAUACAAAAAGUCGAUAAAGA